This is a messenger RNA of Procambarus clarkii (red swamp crayfish), 459 nucleotides long. NCBI's taxonomy places the organism in Eukaryota, Metazoa, Arthropoda, Malacostraca, Decapoda, Cambaridae. The record is from RefSeq and is a predicted model, not a curated record.
AUGACGGGGGCUUCAAGGCAUGCUGGUUACAACCGAACCCCCGAGUAUUGUGCCAAGAACCUCGAGUAUUGUGCCAAGAACCUCGAGUAUUGUGCCAAGAACCCCGAGUAUUGUGCCAAGAACCCCGAGUAUUGUGCCAAGAACCCCGAGUAUUGUGCCAAGAACCCCGAGUAUUGUGCCAAGAACCUCGAGUAUUGUGCCAAGAACCCCGAGUAUUGUGCCAAGAACCCCGAGUAUUGUGCCAAGAACCCCGAGUAUUGUGCCAAGAACCCCGAGUAUUGUGCCAAGAACCCCGAGUAUUGUGCCAAGAACCCCGAGUAUUGUGCCAAGAACCCCGAGUAUUGUGCCAAGAACCCCGAGUAUUGUGCCAAGAACCCCGAGUAUUGUGCCAAGAACCCCGAGUAUGGGAGGCCUCGCCCAGUACACCAUAUGGCUGAUUAUUCACAGUAUCCUCAGUGA